CAAAAUGGCGGAGCUAAGAGUCAACGUGAUCUACAAACAUCUUUGCCUAAUUUUGACCAUUUAAAGGUUAAACUGUCCAUGACAUUACAGUUGAGGGAGCAAAACGACAGCAGCGUCCGGUUUGACUAUUUCUACGUAAGCCUACCCCGAGACCAAUAAGAAAGAAAUGCCUCACCGCAAGAAGAAGUCCUUCAUUGAGAAGAAGAAGGCGGUGACCUUCCACCUGGUGCAUAGGAGCCAAAGGGACCCCCUCGCGGCAGAUGAGAAAGCGCCUCAGCAUGUCCUGCUGCCUGCCGCCAAGGCGGACGUGGAGAAGCGGCGGGCGGAGCAGAGAGAUUUCGGCGUCUUCUUUGAUGACGACUACAAUUACCUGCAACACCUGAAGGAAUCUUCUGGACAGACUGAGCUGUUGGCUGCUGAGCCCUCGCCCCGCUUUCACGUUCGCGCUGAUGAUGGCGAUGAUGCUGACGAAAAGGAGCAGGUGGUACCCGUGGUGAGCAUCCAGCUGCCGUCAUCGGUGUUCGCCUCCGACUUUGAGGAAGAUGUGGGCCUCCUCAACAAAGCCGCGCCCAUCUCAGGUCCGCGUCUGGACAUGGACCCCGACAUCGUGGCCGCUCUGGAUGAGGACUUUGACUUCGACGACCCUGACAACCUGCUGGAUGACGACUUCAUUGCCAAGGCCAACAUUCCCAACUGCGCCCAGCUCCGAGGCGACGACGAUGGCGACGACGACUCGUGGGAGGACACGGACGAUGACGAGGACGGCAGCUUUGGCUCCGGGGGCGCCUUCUCGGACGAGGAGGGCGGCGCUCGGGAGUUGCUCUUCGAAGACGAGGAGACCAGGACUCGCUUCACCGAUUACUCCAUGACGUCGUCGGUGAUGCGGAGGAACGAACAGCUCACCCUGCUGGACGACCGCUUCGAGAAGUUUUACGAGCAGUUUGACGACGACGAGAUCGGCGCCCUGGACAACGCCGAGCUGGAAGGCUACAUUGCGCCCGACAGUGCUCGUCUGGAGGAGGUUAUUAAGGACUACUUCGCCCAGAAAGCCAAAGAGGCUCUGAGGCCUGACGACCUGGGCCCAAAAGAACUUUUUGUCCUACAAGAGGAGGAAGAUGAGGAGGAGGAGGAGAUGGAAACUUUGGUCAUCAAAGCUCCAGAGGAGAAGUGGGACUGUGAGAGCAUCAUCAGUACUUACUCCAACAUCUACAAUAGACCCAAAGUCAUCCCAGAUCCUGCAAAGGUGAAGCCGAUCCGCGUGUCCGCCAGGUCGGGCAUCCCUCUGGACGUCCUCCCCGCCAGAGGUCCCACCGGCAAGCAGGUCGAGCGAAUGUGCAGGAUCAACGACGUCGACCUGCCGCGCGCCGCCACGCUUCCGCGACAAAAAGAUGAGAGCAAGGACCAGAGGAAGGCCCGCAAGAACGCCAUCAAGGAGGAGCGCAAGGAGAGGCGCGUGGAGAAGAAGGCCAACAAGAUGGCUUUCAAGGAGGAGAAAGUGCGCCAGGAGAAACAGAUGCUCAACAUCAGGAACAAUGUUCAGGGCCUCAAACUCUCGUAGAAGACGCGGGACAAAUGGCGCACACGGGACUUCUUUCUGCCUGGUUUGCUUUUUUUAAGACUCUUGGCCAAAUACAGGAGGUCAGUUGACCGCU
This is a messenger RNA of Syngnathus acus (greater pipefish), 1652 nucleotides long. RefSeq names its product LTV1 ribosome biogenesis factor (gene ltv1). The record is from RefSeq and is a predicted model, not a curated record. Gene Ontology annotation, cellular component: nucleus; preribosome, small subunit precursor; cytosol. Lineage: Eukaryota; Metazoa; Chordata; Actinopteri; Syngnathiformes; Syngnathidae. The coding region runs from base 167 to 1558 and encodes 463 amino acids. Gene Ontology annotation, biological process: ribosomal small subunit biogenesis; ribosomal small subunit export from nucleus. The transcript is spliced from 11 exons.